Molecule: messenger RNA, 234 nt
Organism: Diabrotica balteata
Lineage: Eukaryota; Metazoa; Arthropoda; Insecta; Coleoptera; Chrysomelidae
Source: the annotation of a GenBank genome assembly
AUGUCUUUUGGAGCUUUAAAAACUAAAAAGCUGCUGAACUUAAACAGGCCCUCUGAAAGACUUGAAGCUUACGCAGAAAAGAAGUCCAAGAAACCUGAAUUAAUUGCCAAAUCUACUAUUGUACUUGACGUAAAACCAUGGGAUGAUGAGGCUGACAUAAAAGAAUUAGAAAAAGUAACCAGAACAAUUGAAAUAGAUGAUCUCGUCUGGGGAACAUCAAAAUCAUGCCAGUAG